AUGUCCACCGCAGCGGACCGGCAGGCGUUUCUACGCCUCAUGGGGCUGACUGACGCCGAUAUCGCUGACCCUGACCAACAGCCCGGCGCCAUGCCCCACUCGCAGACCUCCUCCAGCAACUACGUGACUGGAAAGGCGCAACGUGGGGCCACGUACAACUCACCGACAGUGUCGUCUGUCACCGGCCUCUCCCACUCCGCAUCUCUUGGUGGUUAUUCAACUCGGCCCUCGCUCAUGACCACAGCGAACACCCUGCGCAAUACCUCCCUGAUCAGCGCUAGCGGGCCGCCAUCGUCUUCUCGGACUCUCUUCUCCACACCGCGUAGCGUGCAUUGGGAGGAAGAGCACACCGCCACCACCUCACCCGCGUCGCAGCCGCCGCAACAAGUCGGUACGUCAGGCUGCACCGCGGGUAUUGCCAUCAGCGAGGAGCUGAAGGAGAAUGGGAACUGCGCCUUUGAGGCGGGUGCCUUUUGCGAGGCUGUUCAGCACUACACAUCCGCCAUCAAUGCCCUGGCUGCCAGCCCCACACACAGCGACGCGGAGGUGAUGCUACUCGCCGCGUUGUACAGCAACCGCUCCGCUGCUUACUUGCAAGCGGCGCACGAGUUGCCCAGUGCCGAGGAUGCUUACGCGCGCGCCUUGUGCGAUGCAGACCGAACCGUGGCGCUGCGCUUGUCAUGGUUUAAGGGGUAUGCGCGGCAGGGAGACACGUACUUCAAGCUGAAACAAUACGGCGCCGCGGCGGAGGCGUACGAGAUGGCGCUGCAGCUGGACCCACCUAACCACAUCCUGAUGAAUGCACUGGCAGAGUCACGCCAGCGCGCAAAGCAGGUGGCGAGGGAGGAGUUAGAGCUGCGCCGCAUAAUGCUCUCGACCACAAGCACGACGCCGUCGCUCGUGCCGACCAUGACCGGCCAAAGCGGUGAGAGCACGCAGUGUGAGGGCGAUCCCCGCCGCGAUGCGGCAGCGUCACAGAGGGUGCAAACCCCACACGACGUGUACGAUGGCGGUCGUCGUCGCAGUGGCCAAGCGCAGCAGCUGUGGGCUGAGCUGAAACGUGAGGUCGAGGCGACGGCGCACGAGGUCACCGGAGACGCCUACAGGCUGCAGCAGCUCGAGCGGUUCCGGGUACGGAACAGCAAAGAAGCGACACCAACGGCAUGUCAGACUGCCGAGAGGAAUAUGUAUGCGAAGCAUGCGGCUGUCUCGUCUACUGGAGCACUGGGCUCUGCGCCGAUGCAGGGGAAUAGUGUUGCAGGGCGUCGGGUUGGUGCAGGGUCAAGACUGGAUGCCAACACGGGUACUGCUGCCGCCGCGGCGGAGCGCUGCCAUGUGGCGUCUGCUUCGCCCUUCUCCGCCAUGGUGCUGUCGUCUGAGCCUCAGCUGCCGCCGCGACGCCGCUUCUCUGACUCGCCUACUGCUGGCGGCAUUGCGGCAGCCAUGACCACUUUCAAUGGACCGGUGCAGAGUGCUCGCGACGUGCCAUACGAGUUUUCCAGCGCGGCCGCCUCUGCGUAUCAGCAGCACCUCCUCGAGGUGUUUCGUCAGCGCAAAGCAGCGUCAAAAUGA
Leishmania braziliensis MHOM/BR/75/M2904 is the source of this 1572-nucleotide messenger RNA. RefSeq lists its product as hypothetical. Gene Ontology annotation, molecular function: Hsp90 protein binding. The transcript has a single exon. The record is from RefSeq and is a predicted model, not a curated record. The coding region runs from base 1 to 1572 and encodes 523 amino acids. Lineage: Eukaryota; Euglenozoa; Kinetoplastea; Trypanosomatida; Trypanosomatidae.